UAUAACAUAUGGUUUUGCUAGACUCGCAUUAUUCAAAACUGAACUGAUUAAUGCCUCUGGCAAAUACGCCAAUAAAUAUAUAUGUGUGUAUUUAGGAAAGUUUAAUUUUACGUGAAAAUAUUAAACGUUGUUAAUUAAUAAUGAAAACGCUAAAUGGCGUAAGGAUACUGACGGCUUGUGUGAUAGUUGUUUUGAUAAUUUAUUUGUAUAACAGUACUCAAAAUCAGAAUUUAAAAGAAAACAGUUCGGAUAUAAGAAUAUUUUUUACAGAUGGCGAACAAAAGAAAGUGGUUUAUAAUAAACAUUUACAACUUUUCCUGGACGGACAUCCAUCUCCUGUUGUUGGAGGCAAAUCCUUGUUCAACCAUUCUUUAAGCUAUGAUCAAAUAAAUAGGAUUUCUCAUUGUCGGCAAUAUGUCGACUGGAUAAAAGGCGCCGAGAACUUUGCUAAGGACAGAUAUGUCUGCAUCAAUCAUCAUGAUUAUCUCAAAGAAAAUAAUACGAUACUUAUUGAGGUUGGAGGAAACUUUGGGUCAGAUGCUUCCUUGUUUACCGCCGUCUACAACCCACGACAUCUGAUAGUUGAGCCGAUACCGUACUAUGCUACACUUUUACAAGAGAAAUUCAAAGACAAUCCAAGGGUCACUGUUCUAAAUUUCGGACUCGGACAGAAGACGGAAACGAUUGCUAUAAAUUGAAUUCAAAGGCGAAGGUUCGAACAUUUAUUCGAAUGAUUUUGGUCAGAAGAAAAUAAAUGUAAGUGUCAUUAAUUCUACAGAAUUUUUCCAAAAUCUUGGCGUAGGAAUAUACAGUGUAGAUCUACUUUCUAUGGACUGUGAAGGCUGCGAACUUGAUGUUCUAGAAAAUCUACUAGAAACUGGAAUGGUGAAAUAUUUCAAAAAUAUUCAGCUCGAGAUACACACCUUGGCUUAUUUUAUUAUAGACAGGGAAGAUUAUUUAAGACGGUAUUGUACACUCCAGGAACAUAUGCGGCGGACACAUAGAUUAACGUAUCAAUACAAACACAUGUGGGAAAACUGGAGACUGUUAGAUUUGAAAUAAAAAUAGAAAUUUGAAAUACGAAUUUGUUAUAUCAGACUAGGAUAAAUCUAAUAAAAACUAAAAAUAUUAAUACAU
Molecule: messenger RNA, 1137 nt
Organism: Ruditapes philippinarum (Manila clam)
Lineage: Eukaryota; Metazoa; Mollusca; Bivalvia; Venerida; Veneridae
Exons: 3
Coding region: 141-698 (185 amino acids)
Source: RefSeq, a predicted model, not a curated record